Molecule: messenger RNA, 1696 nt
Organism: Leopardus geoffroyi (Geoffroy's cat)
Lineage: Eukaryota; Metazoa; Chordata; Mammalia; Carnivora; Felidae
Gene: NUDT17
Product: nudix hydrolase 17
Exons: 8
Coding region: 186-1337 (383 amino acids)
Biological process (GO): NAD+ catabolic process; NADP+ catabolic process
Cellular component (GO): cytosol
Molecular function (GO): NADH pyrophosphatase activity
Source: RefSeq, a predicted model, not a curated record
AGCUGAGAUUGAGAGGUUUUCUUCUUUGUCUCUUAGUAACUAACAUUGCACCCGUGGCUCAUCCCCCAGGGUUCUGCCUAAACGUCCCGGGGGAUUUGGCGGAAGCUUUCUAGGUCCUGACCCUGCGAACGCUGGACCAGCAGAGGGCGCCAGGUGGGCCGCGGCUCCAACCCCAGGGCGACGUUAUGGCCGCCGCGCGGGUGCUGCUGCUCCUGUCCGGGCGCGCGGAGUCGCCGAGCUUCGCCCAGAGUGUGUGUGGCCUCCUGGGCGCCGGGCCAGGGCUCGGGCCGUGGCCCACGCACUGCGGCUUGAAGCGAGGACGACUCGUCCUCUCGGACGGGCCAUUCCCAGGCUCCUCGGCCAGGCUUCCGCUCCAGCGACCCCCUUUCUGCCCUUUUGCGGCCCUGGACCAGCAGCUCAGGACUCCGGGGGCCGAGCUGCCCAGCAACCGAGGUGUGGAUCUGGGUGUGGCCGUCCUUCUGCAGUCCAGCGACCAGUCUGUCUUGUUAACGCGCAGGACACGCACCCUCAGCGUUUCUCCCAACCUCUGGGUACCCCCAGGUGGGCACGUGGGACUUGAUGAAGAGCUGUUGGAGGGAGGGCUGCGAGAGCUUCAGGAGGAGACUGGACUACAGCUGCCCCACGGCCAGUUCUCUUGGGUCCCUCUGGGGUUAUGGGAGUCUGCCUACCCUCCUAGGCUGAGCUGGGGUCUCCCCAGAUACCAUCACAUCAUUCUCUAUCUACUCGUGGUCUCCUGGGAGUCACAGCAGCAGCUGCAGGCCCGGAUCCAACCAAACCCAAGUGAGGUGAGCGCCUUUAUGUGGCUGGGACCAGAGAUAGCAGCUGCCGUGGCUGCUGCAGAGGAUGGGACAGAGACACUCACACAUCUUCCCCGGGACCUACCACCCUCUGUCCUCCCUCUCCUGCCAUGGCGGGAGGAUUCAGUGAAGUGGGCUAAGCCACAAGGCACAGCCCAGACAGGAGCUGUCACCAUGCAGUACAGUGGAACUAGGGGAGGACAAAAGAGCUCGACCCCUGGCCUUGCCCACAUCCACGCUGCUGCGGACAACCCCGACCACAGCAGAAGGCAACGAGAGGGUCAGCGCUGGGACCAAGUUUGCCCUCAGGCUCUGGCUGCAGCAUCUGGGCAGGGCCUGCAAGCAAGAACGGAACCUGGGACCCCUUCCCCCACUUGCCCCAAACCAGGGAUCUGGAGAGUGAGGUGUGGAACUCCCUCCCCAACCCCCCUCCGAGACAUUCACAGAACAUUCACAACCUUUAUUGCGGAUAAGAACUUUGCUACAACUUUGGGAAUAAAAAGUAAAAUUACAACGUAGGUCUUAAGCCCCAGAGGAGCCUGAAAAAGGAGAAUGGGGAGAGCAUGAAGUCCUCCCACCUCCCAGAAAAGGUGCAGAAUGAGCCAGACCUAACCAUGGGGCCACGGGCCUUUAGAAGCUCAUGGCCCAAGCUGGUCAGCAUAGGAAACACUGUGCACUUAAAUAUAUAAAUAGAGAGAGACCCAGGCAAUAGGCCAGGCCCUGCUCCCAAACCCCUGGGGAUCAGAGCUAAGGCCUUAUCUCCUCCGCAGUCACACUGGGAAGUAGGAAGCAGGGGAAGUCAUCUUUGGAGUAUUUUGGUUUUUCUUGUUUAUGUACAAAAAAAUCUGCAACCCAAAAUAGAGUUCUCUGUCCAUGUG